AAUUCUCUAUACUCCAUUUGAGAGAGCAUAGAAAAAGGGUUUCCAAUCAGAACGAGGAUACGGAAGCUGAGAAAUGGCGAUGGCUAUGGUCCGAUCUGGUCUUCUUCGAAACGCUCUUCGCGGUGCCUCCCGACCCUCUGCCCCUUCCAAGCGCAACUUUGCAUCCUCUGCUCACCACGACGACGCUCGUGAGGCGGGGAAAUGGGAAAAGAUAACAUAUGUAGGCAUUGUUUCAUGCUCUGCUUUAGCAAUUUAUAACCUAUCGAAGGGCCAUCCCCAUUACGAUGAGCCUCCUCCAUACCCAUAUUUGCACAUCCGUAACAAAGAGUUUCCAUGGGGUCCAGAUGGGCUUUUUGAGAAGAAGCACCACCACUAAAACAUUCAUGGCCCAACAAGGGGAUAUCUUCCAGAACCACUCAUGUUUAGCACAUUUCUCUCGUUCUAUCAGAUUUUAUUGGACUACCUUCGGAUGUCGAUGGUAGCUGCUGUUCUUUUGCAUUAUGAACUGUGGUUUAAUACUUGCAAGUGAAAGUUAUUUGGUACAUUUUUUAUGACGUUUGUUUUUAUCACUCUUUUCCCAGCUAAAUAAAAUUGGUGGUAGUGUGGAUGAAA
Carya illinoinensis is the source of this 612-nucleotide messenger RNA. RefSeq names its product cytochrome c oxidase subunit 6a, mitochondrial-like. The record is from RefSeq and is a predicted model, not a curated record. The transcript has 4 exons. Bases 74 to 376 code for a protein of 100 amino acids. NCBI's taxonomy places the organism in Eukaryota, Viridiplantae, Streptophyta, Magnoliopsida, Fagales, Juglandaceae. Gene Ontology annotation, cellular component: mitochondrial inner membrane. Gene Ontology annotation, biological process: mitochondrial electron transport, cytochrome c to oxygen. Gene Ontology annotation, molecular function: enzyme regulator activity.